AUGAUGAAUAAUGGUAGAAGAAAGGGUUUGAUUAUUCCCCAAGGCUCCCAAGGCAUUGGAUGGAAAGGGUUUAGAGGAUUGAUGAAGGAUAUUCUUUCGGGUGGAAAUAAUACAAGGAUACAGGAAAAAGAAAAUCAAAGUCUGAUGGUAGUAUCACAAUUUAGAGUCAGGGAGCAAGGAAAUGGGGGAUGGGCUGAGAUGCAUAAGGAAAAUACUCCUGCAAAUAAUAAGGGAGAUGAAAAUAUGCUUAAAGAAGAGGUUAAACUAAGGAAAUCUAAAUCUGAGAAGGAAGCUAAUGAGGUAGUUAAUGUAGCUGGAGGUGCUAAAGAAAGCAAACAGUCUACUGUUCCAGAAUUAAAAGAAUGGGGGGGUAACAGAAAAGGAAAAGAGUGGCAGACUGUGAAAGGCAAAGGGAAGGCGAAGAAUAAAGAGAAGCAAAAUAUGGAGGGGCAUAAAACCAACAAAGGUGAUGGCAACCUAUUUAACACGCUUCGUGGGGAACAUUCUGGUAAAGGUGUUUUGGGUGUGAAAGAGAAUUGUAAUAUGCACCAACAAGAAGAGGUUAUUGUUAUAGAGGAGACUUUGAACGUACAAAAGGAAGGAGGUGAGACGACCAUGGGGGAAGUUGAACAAGGGGUGACCAAUGAGGAAUCACCAAAUGUCUUAAGAAAAGGAGAGGCAGCCAAUGAAGUUAGGGAUUCUACUUUCCCAGACAAUUUUGUGAACCAGGAACUGAACCAGGGGGAAAAUCUUGAAGGGACAGCCUUGAGCUUGGAGGAGGAGGUCAAUAUUAACACUCAGGAACCUGAUGGCAGGGACCAGGAUAGCUCAGAAAACAAAGAAUUGUUCUGUGCUUUAAAUAAAAAAUGUUCCUCCAUGGGGGACUCCUUUUUAGUGGACCAUAACUACUCACCCGUAUGGGGGGUAAUGACUGUUGUUGAUGAGGGUAGGGGAUUAAUUCAAAGAACUGAACCCCCUGACAAAGGUUACUGGUUGGAUAAGGGAAGCUCUUUGAGUGUAAACAAUGCACAACAUACUUUGGGGGAGGAUGAUGAUGAUUCUGUUGAGCCAGAUGUGAACUCCCUUGAAGUUUACUCUCAGGAGGUGGAAAAUGAAAACAACAUGGGGGCGAUGAAUCUUUCUUCUUAUCAAUGA
Messenger RNA from Ilex paraguariensis (yerba mate), 1155 nucleotides. Lineage: Eukaryota; Viridiplantae; Streptophyta; Magnoliopsida; Aquifoliales; Aquifoliaceae. The record is from the annotation of a GenBank genome assembly.